Molecule: messenger RNA, 2741 nt
Organism: Neofelis nebulosa (Clouded leopard)
Lineage: Eukaryota; Metazoa; Chordata; Mammalia; Carnivora; Felidae
Product: lysine-specific demethylase 4D-like
Exons: 2
Coding region: 1-2067 (688 amino acids)
Biological process (GO): chromatin remodeling
Cellular component (GO): nucleus
Molecular function (GO): histone H3K9 demethylase activity
Source: RefSeq, a predicted model, not a curated record
AUGGAAGUAGACUCUGGAAUGCUGGGCUUGGGAAGCCGAGCUCAGGGACACCUGGUACAGCGGAGAAGGUAUUAUAUUACCCCCCUGCUUCCUCGGGUAUCUAAAACAUACCUGAGACCCCAGGAGUCAGUUACUUAUUACAUUGCAGCCAUGAAGCAGCCUAAGAACCCAAGUUACACAAUCAUGACCUUUCACCCAACCACGGAAGAAUUUAAAGAUUUCCUCAGAUAUAUUGUGUACAUGGAAUCCAAAGGGGCACACCGCGCAGGCCUGGCCAAGGUGAUUCCCCCCAAGGAAUGGAAAGCCAGGCAGACCUAUGACGGUAUCAGUGACAUCUUAAUAGCAACUCCCCUCCAGCAGGUGGUCUCCGGGCGGGCAGGUGUGUUUACUCAAUACCAUAAAAAGAAGAAAGCCAUGACAGUGGCGGAGUAUCGCCAACUGGCAAACAGCGGAAAGUAUCGGACUCCGCCACACUCGGAUUUUGAGGAUUUGGAGCGAAAGUAUUGGAAAACCCGCCUGUACGAUUCUCCGAUUUAUGGCGCUGACAUCAGCGGCUCCUUGUUUGCGGAAAACACUCAACAGUGGAACCUUGGCCACCUGGGAACCAUCCAGGACCUGCUGGAGCAGGAGUGCGGCGUGGUCAUCGAGGGCGUCAACACGCCCUACCUGUACUUUGGCAUGUGGAAGACCACCUUCGCCUGGCACACGGAGGACAUGGACCUUUACAGCAUCAACUACCUGCACUUCGGGGAGCCCAAAACCUGGUACGCGGUGCCCCCGGAGCACGGCCGGCGCCUGGAGUGCCUGGCCACCGAGCUGUUCCCGGGCAGUGCCCGCGCCUGUGACGCCUUCCUGCGGCACAAGGUGGCUCUCAUCUCGCCCACGGUCCUCAAGGACAACGGGAUCCCCUUCAAUCGGAUCACUCAGGAGGCUGGCGAGUUCAUGGUGACGUUUCCCUAUGGCUACCACUCUGGCUUCAACCACGGCUUCAACUGCGCAGAAGCCAUCAACUUCGCCACCCCGCGAUGGAUCGAUUAUGGCAAAGUGGCGUCUCAGUGCAGCUGCGGGGAGGCCAGGGUCACCUUCUCCAUGGACGCCUUCGUGCGCAUCCUGCAGCCUGAGCGCUAUGAGCUGUGGAAGCGCGGGCAGGACCGGGCUGUUGUGGACCACACGGAGCCCACCUCGCCAGACAAGGGGGAGCUCAGCGCCUGGAGGGAGGCCCAAGCUCCCCGGAGAGCCCUGCUGGGCCUGAGGCACCUCCCACCCCGCCGGGCCACGCGCACCCCUCGGCCUGUGGCCGCUAGUGGUGGGACUGGCCGUCGCACCCCGAUGUGCCUGGCCUCCCCACGCUCCUUGCCGGCCCAGAGUUCUUCCUCUGGUGCCCAGUCUGGGCUUGUCCCCGCCUGCACUUCCCAGGAGGCUGGCCCCACCCGACCACCGACCCCGAUUCCCUCUGCCCGAGAUGUUCAUCCCUCAAUGGGCAGAUGUGGUCCUGGUCGUCGUCCUCGGGAACAAGGGGCCCGGGGGCCCAGCAUCCAGGCCCGGGCCAAGAGGCGUCUCUCGGUGGGAACAACGCACACAGCCCAGUACCCUGAGGCUCUGCCCCUCCCUAUGAAUGGACUCUUCAUGGUCAAUCCUGAACCACUGAGCCCUGGACACCAGUUUUAUGCUGAAGCUUCUGGGUGCUGUUGUGGCCCUGAUCUUCAACCCUUAGGGCCUCCAUUGGAUCCUGAGAAUGCGAUGCACCCUGGCCCUUGCGUGCUAUCCCUGGACAACAUCACAAUCAACUUCUCUGACAAUGUCCCACUGACUUGCCCCAAUGUCACUGGGACUCGGAGAAGAUUCCCCAAGGACUCUGAUGGGGAUUGCAAGGCCCCUGUGAACCUCUCUGAGGUUGUAAUGAUAGACCACACUUAUGCCUCUAUGAAUCUGACCCCAGCUCCAGUUGCCAGACCUUUCUGCACCCCUGACCGUGAUCCUCUGGGUUCAAGUGUGAGGCAGUCGCCCUCUUUGAGCCCUGGGAUGUGUUCACCACCCAUGGAAGAUCUCCAGCCUUUGAGCUCAUGACUAUUGAAGAUUUUGCCCAGUAUGGCUGUAUCUGACCCUCAACCCCAGGAACCACAGAAGCUCUCAGGCCCACAAUAAUUCUGUGCUGGGCCUGUCCCAGAGGUGCUUUAUUUUGUAGAAAAGACGCAUCCCCAAAGAUGCCAGCUUCCACUGGACAUGCUACAUGCCACUGCUCAUGUUGAAACUAGACCUAAUUGAGUCUGUCAGCCAAUUCUGCCUCAGGGAUCUUUGUAACUUUAUUUUCUUAAAGUUGCAUCUGCAAAGCAAGGAAAGUCUAAAAUCCUUAACAUAUCUUUUUAGUAUCAAGAUUAUUUAUGAGAUACCUUCUUAAAAACAAGACAACAGGUCCUAAAUGGAGUGUCUUAUGCUAAACGCCGUGUCACUAAACAGAGACUUAAUUUGUAUUUAAAUGGAGAAAUGGAGGUUUAAUCCAGUUAAUCAGGAAUCGUCUGAUCAGUACCAGUUAGGUUAUCUGCUGAUAGACUCCUUCCAUCCUCUAAAGGAAUGUAACCCCCAUAAUCAACUCAAUUUUUUUUUUUGCCUAGUAUAAUUUCCUUCUUCCUCUUCCUUUCUGCCUAUAAAAGUCUUUCAUUUUGGAGCUCCUUUCUAUUGGCCAGAUCGGAUGCUGCCUGAUCCGAAUUGAUUUUUUCUCAAAUAAACUUUUACAAUUUUUA